CCUUCACAUACGGUUGGAAACUUAACAGUCCACUCCAAAUGUUCUCUGAGAGAACGUCAGACCGGUUGACUUGCACCCAAGCCUUCAUAAUGGGAUCUGGUCACUGUGUCAGCGAAAGUCAAGUCAUCAAACAUAAGCCAGUGCAACCAACGGUCGACUUGUUGACGGCAGGCCUCUGGGCGUUAGGAAGUACGAGGCGUCCGUGAAAGCAGCACCGGCUCUCAUACGUCUCCUCUUCAGCACCGGCAGCAGAGGGCCAGCCUGCAGAGCCCUUCCGGAGGCGGAUAAUCCCCAUCUCUGCCUUCCACUCGUCCUAAUGCGAACCGGAAGGAUUGCUAUAACUCACACGGAGGGGUAAUGCGUUUAGAAGCAAAAGCAAGUUACGUCCUAGAGGUUCCCCACCAGGAGAAGCUUGGACCGGGGCGGAGAUGGAUAUGUCUGCGUUUCGCGUGAUCGUGUGAAUAUCGGAAUCUACCAAUGAUAAGCCGACUUUCCAUAAUAUGACAGCUGCUGUCGCAUUUCAUCUACUUUUCAGAAACUAGUGAAACAGCGAUCUGCUUGCUGUUUUUUUGUUUUUUUGCAUCAUUAUCCCAGCACCAUGGUGACGUAUAAUCUAAUAUUAACUCUGGUUUUCGCGGCUCUUUGGAGGGUCGGCGCAGAGCCACAAACACAUCCUUCGUCUACGAUGCAGUUUAAUACAACAUCACCAUCAGUUAUCAGCAAAGGCGGAGAGCUGCCUCAUAAUGUCACCGAUGCCGCCGUGGGCUCCCGGAUUUCAUCUCUAAUGACUCACCUUCCAACUCUGAAAACCAUCGUAAUUUGCAUGUGCGUGUUGACAGCUGCUCUCAUCACGUGCCUGGUCGUCAGAGUAGUCAGAUCCGGCAGACGAAUGAGAAAAACCAGGAAAUAUGACAUAAUGACGACACCUGCUGAGCGUGUGGAGAUGGCCCCUCUUAAUGAGGAGAACGAUGAUGAGGAUGACUCGACCCUCUUCGAUGUCAAAUACAGGUGAAUCCCAGCAUGGACAUCAAUAUUUGAUACCUCCUGUUUUCCACGGAAAUUGAUUUCCUGUUUUUUUGUGUAGUUCAAGUCUCAUCAGAUCAGAUACUUACACUGCUUGUGCAUGGCUUUAGUUUGUGUUAACCCCCAUGGAUAUCAUUUUUUGUCGCUUUACGGCUGCUUCCAUCAUAUGACCCAAAUUGCCUGCACAAAUUUUUCUAAUAGUAAGAUUAGAA
Messenger RNA from Pungitius pungitius (ninespine stickleback), 1235 nucleotides. It is a transcript of the gene fam174b, whose product is annotated as family with sequence similarity 174 member B. The transcript has 4 exons. NCBI's taxonomy places the organism in Eukaryota, Metazoa, Chordata, Actinopteri, Perciformes, Gasterosteidae. Bases 599 to 1012 code for a protein of 137 amino acids. The record is from RefSeq and is a predicted model, not a curated record.